Molecule: messenger RNA, 336 nt
Organism: Meloidogyne enterolobii
Lineage: Eukaryota; Metazoa; Nematoda; Chromadorea; Rhabditida; Meloidogynidae
Source: the annotation of a GenBank genome assembly
AUGUCUAAAACCGAUGAAAAAAAUAUGAUGGGAAGAUGGGGCGCCACUUCAUACAUUGUUGGCAACAUAAUAGGUUCUGGUAUAUUUAUAACACCCACUACAAUUUUAAAUAAUGUUCACUCUGUUGGGGCUUCUCUCUUAAUUUGGAUAUUGGCUGGAAUUAUAGCUACUUUGGGGGCUUUGUGUUAUGUUGAAUUAGGUACAAGUAUUAGAAAAUCUGGCGGUGAUUUUGCUUAUUUGUGCCAUGUUAGAUGGACAGCUAUUGCAUUUUCUUUUAUGUCCUGUGCUUGUAUUUUUACUAAUCCGGGGACUAUGGCUAUACAGAUGGAGACGUAA